AUGAAGGAAACUUCAACGCCCUCUUCCAAGCAAGCCGGGGCUGAAGCGGGCCAUUUGCAACCCAACGGAAGCAGCCACUCUGUUUCUGACAUUCUUACCCCCCAGGAGCUUUCUUCUGACGACUCAUGGUCUAUAGUGACCGGUAGCGACUCUCAAUCUGUUACUUACAACGAGGUUGUAUCAAGCGAUGAUGCCGAUUCGGAGCCAGAUACAAGAGAAGCAAGAGCUUCCGUGUCCACGCUGAAAAACGAUACGGCCGGCUCCCAAUUUUCGGUGCCAAGAUUAGGCUCCCACGAUGUGUCUUCUGACAGCGCUUGUUCCGCAAGAGAUACCCUGAUCAACUACUAUAAUAUCGCCAAGGCCAAGCGGCCAGAGAACCUAAAGUCCUGGCACUAUUUUGCCGUGCUGGGAUUAGCCUUGACCGUGCUGGUUGGGGGUUCGGUUUUUGGCUCGCGCGAGGUGGAUUGUCCAGCCAUUACGCAGGCUCUUUCUGCGGAUCUGAAAGAGUGUCUUGUCACGAACGCCAAUUCCGACGUGGGGUGUGUCAAACAUUACCUAGACGUUCGGGAGCAGUAUCAAAAUGACUGCACUUUUGACGAUACGCAUCUUUUAUGGGAGUUCAGCAAGAUCAAGUUCCAACGGCAUAUCUUGGGCGAGAAGCAGAUUGCGGAUAUUCAAGCAAAGUUGCUUUCAGUUAAUGAACAUGGUCGCAGAUUGGGUGAAUAUGGAGAGGUGGGACUAGCGUGGUUCCGCAGGUUCGGGAACACUUUGGCAGAGAAAGCAAAGGCGCAGGUUAAGGAAUUGAAGCAAGACAAGAGACUCGAGAAACAGCUGAUUGUGCUGCGUAAUUGGAGCUCGAAUGCUAGAGUGACGGUUGGUGAGUGGGCUUCUGGCUUUAUUGAGGAGUACAAAGCUGCCAACGAGCGCAGUGGUAAGCAACUGGCUGAAUUUUUUGAUUCCUUGAAGCAGAAAUAUACUCAGUUGUCCAAUUCUGCAAAGUUGAAGGUGAAGAACGUUGAUUACGACAAGAUAUGGGAACACGGUUUGGACAGGUUUAAAGGAAUUCAAGAUGUCGCUACAGAGCAAUAUUUCAAGACAUUGGUUAAGGCUACAAAGGCAAGUCACUACAUCAGAGCUCAAGCAAUAAAGGAGUAUAAGCAGCUUGACGAGGCAUCUCGUCCAAGAGUCGCUUACUUGCGGAAGCAGGUCCUAAUUGCCCAGGAACAGGCAGUCGACUUUGUUUCUGAGUCUUAUAAAGAAUUGGGACGCUUGGUAGAGAAACAAGACUUGCUAUUCAAGAAGCCGGUUGUGUUGGCUACUCGCGGGGCACGGGAGUUCGACAGAUAUUUGCGCGAUAAGGUUUUAGGUUGGUACAACGAUUUUAGGAUACCCUGGGUUUAG
Messenger RNA from Ogataea philodendri, 1401 nucleotides. RefSeq lists its product as uncharacterized. The record is from RefSeq and is a predicted model, not a curated record. The coding region runs from base 1 to 1401 and encodes 466 amino acids. NCBI's taxonomy places the organism in Eukaryota, Fungi, Ascomycota, Pichiomycetes, Pichiales, Pichiaceae. The transcript has a single exon.